CCUUCGAAAGCCGGCGGCACGCGGCUCCAAACGGCACGAGGACUCCGUGGUCGGUCUUCCACUUCUAGUGUAUGACCAGUUUCUUACUCGAGUUAAUCGAAGCGGGACAUUGUGGAGCAUUCUCCGGAGUCUCGACGACGUAGCUUGUACGCGAUCGUCUGCUGUGCGCGACUUUCUUGCGACUUGUAACUCGUACAUUUUAUCCGGUUAUUUCUAAUCAAUUCUAUAUAAACUUCGCUACAGACUAACGAAUAUAGCAGACGUCCGUGAUUUUAUUUUUCCUUUAUUCAAUUUAUUGAUUUUCUCUAGAGGAUAUUCCCAAAAAACAAAUCCACAAAUCCAUAGGUAGGAAUUACAUCCUAACUUAACUUUUGAAAACUUCGCGAAACUUUCGAAAGUUUUUCAACUACCGGAAACAAUAUUAUUAUGGUUCUUGGAGAAGCGAGAGAUAGAGAAGUACCUUCCAGUUUCUGAUGAGACACAUCAUUCAACUUCCAAUAUUACAUAUAUAGGGCCAUGAGACUCAACGGCCACAUAGACGGGAUGGAUUGAGAUCGUGCAAUCAUGCAUAACGUACAGACUCUUCGGACGACAUACCCACAUCUGUUCUUCUAUAUGCUGUUUAUAUUUCAGUUUUACGAUGUGGUCUUCGCUUUUGAACCGGAUUUCCUGUACCCUCUGGAGAAUUUGACAGUAGCACAGGGCCGUGACGCAACCUUUACAUGUGUCGUCAACAAUCUGGGGGGAUAUAGGGUGAGUGGGGAUCUCACCACUGCAAGGGUCGCUUGGAUAAAGGCUGAUACGAAGGCAAUAUUAGCUAUACACGAGCACGUUAUUACCAACAACGCACGAUUAUCUGUUACACACAACGACUUCAACACAUGGACAUUGAAUAUACGGGGUGUUAAGAGAGAAGACAGAGGACAAUAUAUGUGUCAAGUCAACACAGAUCCUAUGAAGAUGCAGACUGCAUUCUUGGAAGUCGUCAUACCUCCAGACAUCAUCUCCGAAGAAACUUCUGGUGAUAUGAUGGUACCAGAAGGAGGUUCAGCAAAACUAACCUGUAAAGCUAGAGGACAUCCUAAACCUCGCGUAGUGUGGAAACGAGAAGAUGGAGGAGCCAUUGUAGCUCGAACUGGGCUUAGCAAUAAAAUUGAAAGAGUAACAUCGGUUGAAGGAGAAACUCUCAUCCUUACAAAAGUGACAAGAUCUGAAAUGGGUGCCUACUUAUGUAUAGCAGCUAAUGGAGUACCUCCAUCAGUUAGUAAAAGGCUGAUGCUCCAUGUACAUUUUCACCCGUUGAUUCAAGUUCGAAAUCAGUUAGUAGGAGCUCCUGUAAACACGGAUGUUACUCUACAGUGUCACGUCGAGGCGUCCCCAAAGGCAAUCAACUACUGGACUAGAGAGACUGGUGAAAUGAUCAUAUCAAACGAAAAAUAUUUCAUGACCGAAAUAAAUAAUUCAUAUUACAGUGUGCAAAUGAAACUAAUUAUUACAAGAAUCCACAAGGGCGAUCUCGGUGGAUAUAAAUGUAUAUCAAAAAACUCCAUAGGAGAUGCCGAGGGCAAUAUUAGACUUUAUGAAGUAGAAAUACCACAACUCGUAGAAAUCUCCGAAGAAACUCAAGAAACUUCAGGGGAACCAGACGAAGAUAGCACAGAAAAUACAGGAAAAAGGCUCUACAAUGGUUUUCAAGGACCUUACAGUGAAAACGAACAGAAUAAUUUACCCCUAAAUAUCAGUUCUACUUGUUCUUUUUCAAAAUUCCACAGUCUAUAUCCUGUUCUACUGAUAUUACUUCAAAUAUAUUAACAGAGCGAAUGUCAGUUUCUAGAAGAAAUACAUUUUGUUUCCGAUUCAAUUAUCCCAAAAAGAACAAACAAUACAUUUUAUCAAAAUUCAAUCAAAAAGCAGUUGAAUAAAAACAAUGAUUAUUCAAAUAGGAAUCAUUGACUUUUUGAAACAAGUUGUAUUGCAUUUAUGAUAGCAGAGCGAGGACACAUUGUAUAAUUAUGUGAUAUGUGCCAAAUCUACAUGUGCUUUCGCUACUACCUAUUAAGCUGUGUGUUAUAUCGUACCUUGCAUUAAAAAAUUAAAUGAAUUAUAAUACCCAAAUACAAUUCUUUUGUAUUGAUAUUACUUAAAUCUGAACAACACUCAAACUUCAUAAUUUUUCAAACCAAAACUUUAUAUUCGAUAAGAAAAUAAAAAUAAUAUUAGUACUGAAAAUUAUAUUCACCAAAUCAUGGCAAAGUAAGUAAUUUCCACAGUCAUCAAGUUAUGUUUACUCAAAAUAGAUAAAUCCAAAACGAGUCAACAAAUACCUACCCAAAUAAGAUCGUCGCCUCUCCCCUUGACCAAUCGCCGCCACUAUGCGCUAGCUGACAAUAGACAAAAGCUGGCUGGCCAAUUAUUUCCUCAAUUGAUAAUGAAUAUAUUAAGAACUGCUUCGCUGUGUUCUUCUCUUUAUAUUUAUACUGUGUUUUCAUUCUUGUUCAUACUGUAUCGUUAUUAACCUAACUAUUGUUAAACUAUCAGUUUGGUGUUAGUAUUGUGAUGAUGAAUUUUGGUCUUAAAUAUUUAAAAAGUUUUACUAAAGAAGUAACAAUUACCUAUCUCUUUAUCUUCAGCAUUAUUGUUCCGAGAUUAAAUCAAAAGAUAUGUAACAGUACUCACCUUUUAGAACCAACUAAAAAAUAGUUACUAGCUAAAAAUAGAUUAUUCAUGGAUGGCAAUACUAUUAGAAUCUAACAUAUUGAAUUUGUAUUACUCUCAAGGUGUUUCUCGGCUAGAAGGUACUUGGGAGCAAAAGACAUCUACAGAGAACUUUAACAGAAAAUACAAACAACUACUGACACUGACUGGUAAAUUUAUAACUCACCGAACACAAGAUUCUCAACCUAACCACUCACAUUGCUCUGUCAUAACACCAGGAAAUUAAAAGUUACACGCCUCGUUUUCCCUUGAAAUAGAUCGUUUCCUUUUAAAAUAUUGGAAAAAUUAAAUAUUGAAUUGUACACAAUCAGGAAAAUUUUUUAAUGUAAGUGUACCUUAUUCUGUAUAAAAAUAGUAUAGCAAAAUAAAUAAAUGUGAAAAUAUGUUGCUAAUAGUCGCCUGAAUAUAUCGUUUUGAGUCAUAAAUUUAUUUGUAUCCACUACUAGGUGAAUUUAGUCAUUUAUCGAAUUAUUAAUAUAAUUUCAAUAUAACAUAAAAUGUUUAUAUUUGAGCUAAAUAAAUUGUUUGAAAGUAC
Messenger RNA from Diorhabda carinulata, 3250 nucleotides. RefSeq names its product lachesin-like. The transcript has 9 exons. Lineage: Eukaryota; Metazoa; Arthropoda; Insecta; Coleoptera; Chrysomelidae. Gene Ontology annotation, cellular component: neuron projection. Bases 565 to 1812 code for a protein of 415 amino acids. The record is from RefSeq and is a predicted model, not a curated record.